Molecule: messenger RNA, 3135 nt
Organism: Carica papaya (papaya)
Lineage: Eukaryota; Viridiplantae; Streptophyta; Magnoliopsida; Brassicales; Caricaceae
Source: RefSeq, a predicted model, not a curated record
AAUAAGAGAGGGAGAGAGAGAGAGAGAGAGGGGAGUACCAUAACUCCUGUUUUCUCUCAGAUUCUUCUCUUUCUCCGCUGUUGAUCGCAGCCAUUCCCUUUUCGCAGAAUUUUCUCACUUGGGAUUUUCAUACAAUGGCGAUAGUUUUGGAUGAGCCGGAGAAUAACCGGAAAAGCAAGCAAAAGAAACUCGUUCGUAAAAGGAAGCUCCUUCAUGAAAAAGUAGAGGUAAGGAGUGUUGAGGAUGGUUUUCUUGGCUCUUGGCAUUCAGGAACCGUCAUUGCAUUUGAUAAGCAAGUUCGCCAUGUCAAAUACGAUCAUCUCCUUACAGAUGAUGGUUCUCAGACUCUUGUCGAUAUUGUGGGUGUUUCAGCUAUUGUAGAUGGCAGUAGUUGUGUCAAUAUGAAUCAUUGUAAUUAUCGUGGAUGUCUAAGGCCUGUGCCACCUCCAUUGGAGUUUGGUAAAUGGGACCUUUCCUAUGGCCUAUGCGUGGAUGUGUAUUACCAGGAUGCCUGGUGGGAAGGUGUGGUUUUUGACCGCAGAGAUGGUCUGGAGGAGCGGAGGAUAUUCUUCCCAGAUUUAGGGGACGAAAUGACUAUUGGUGUUGACUCAAUGAGGAUUACACAGGAUUGGAAUGAGUUUACAGAAACUUGGCAUCCUCGUGGAACCUGGCUUUUUCUCGAAUUGGUUGAAGAAUAUGAGCAAGAGCAGUAUGUUCCUGUGUCUGUGAAGCAAAUAUGGUAUGAUCUGCGGGAGAAACCGGAUUUUAAAAAGCUUGAGGAGUGGACUUCUUCUGCAAGAGCAUUGUGGGAAGAUCUGGUCUUGCAAGUGAUUGAAGAUAACCUUAAAAUCACUGUGAACUAUUUUUUAAGAUUACAAGCUCUUUCUAGUUCCUACCAGCAAGAAACCCAGCCAAUGCUGGGAGCUUCAAAAUGUUCUUCUUGUGAUGCUGAUGCUUAUUCUGAAGGAGAUUGUGCUGACAGUCAAGCAGUUGUACUGGUUGAGAACCCAACAGAUAUUGACAUGAUUAAUCCAGAAUCGGCUGUUUUUCAACCUGCUCAAGAGGAAUCUGAUAUGAAUCAUCUUGUAUCUAUUCCCGAGGAUGAUGAGUUAAAAGUGAACAUCUUGACCAGAUCAAGUGAGCCCUGCCAGGAUAAAGCAAUAUGCGUGGAGCCUCUAGGUUUGCCUAACGUGUCUUCUGUCACAGGUGGAAUUUCAGGGGUGAAUUAUAUAGCCCAAAGUGACAAGAUGAACAAUGAAACACACAGAACCUCAAGUCCUGGGAAUGUACCAAGGGCAAAAGUGCAUUAUCGUAGGAAAACAGAUCAGCACAGUAGGGCAGAAGGGAGGAUAACUCGUGAUGGAAUCAAAUGUAGUUGCUGCGGCAAGGUCUAUAGUCUUAGUAGCUUUGAAGUUCAUGCUGGCAGCACUUGCCACAGACCAUCAGCCAACAUCUUCUUGCUAGAUGGAAGGUCUCUGCUAGACUGUCAGCGACAAGCAAUAGGUGAGAACAAUAUGAGGAACAAAUCAGAUCUGUAUCCUAGUUUGAAGGGCAGAUGGCGUCCAGGUGAAAAUGAUCACAUAUGUUCCAUCUGUCACUAUGGGGGUGAACUGAUAUUGUGUGAUCAAUGUCCAUCAUCAUUCCAUAAAAGUUGCCUUGGGUUGAAGGAUGUUCCAGAUGGUGAUUGGUUCUGUCCAUCAUGCUGUUGUGGAAUUUGUAAACAGACUGAAGUUAAAAAAGAUGCUCUACUUUUCAAAGAUGAUAUAGUUGUCACUUGUGUGCAAUGCCAACAUAAAUAUCAUUUAGGGUGCCUACAGAGAAAAGGAUUACCUAGACUGGAAACUUGUGCAAAAGACCAUUGGUUUUGCGGGAAAAGUUGUGAAGAGGUAUUUUUGGGCCUUCAUAGGCUUUUGGGAGAACCAAUUCCAGUAGGUGCAGACAACCUAACUUGGACACUAGUGAAGCCGUUACUACCAGAUAAUUGUGAACUUGAUGUGUUUGAUACUGAGGUGUUGAUAGAGAAUCAAAGCAAGCUCAAUAUUGCACUUGGUCUUAUGCAUGAGUGUUUUGAGCCUGUCAAAGAACCUUACAGCCAGAGAGAUCUCAUUGAAGAUGUUAUCUUUGGCAGAGGGUCAGAGCUUAAUCGUUUGAACUUCAGAGGCUUUUAUACAGUACUUUUGGAGAGAAAUGACGAAUUGAUUACUGUGGCUACUGUUAGGGUUUAUGGAAAGAAAGUUGCAGAAGUACCUCUUGUUGGUACAAGGUUCCAAUACCGUCGACUUGGGAUGUGUCGUAUUUUGAUGAACAAGCUAGAAAAGAUGCUCAUGAAUUUGGGUAUUGAGAAGCUGGUUUUGCCUGCUGUUCCUAGCGUGCUGAACACAUGGACUGCAUCAUUUGGAUUUUCAAAGAUGACGACUUUUGAGAGGUUAAAGUUUGUGGAUUAUUCUUUCUUGGAUUUCCAGGAUACUGUCAUGUGCCAAAAGACUUUGACAAAGAGCCCUUCAGCAGAGCUUAGUGUAUCAAGAGGAAAUCAGUCUGAUAAUAUCUUGAGAUGCAGUGAUAGUAUUGAUCUUGAUGGUUCCACUGCCAUCUUGGAAGUAUUUCAAGCAGAACAAACUGUGGAAAACAGAAAUAUGGAUGGACAGAUGGAGACAAGUGCUGGUUGUGAAAGCAAUGGCCAUGAAUGCCCUCUUCAUCUGGUUGAUAUGACGAACCAACAUACUCUUAUUGAGAGUAAACCAUGCCUUGAUAUAAUUAAUCCAGAGUGUCCAGUAGAAGAUGCCGAUUUCCAGACUGAGAGUGCAACUGAUCGUUAUGCUAAGUGCUACAGACGACGUAAAAUAUUGAACCUCCAGUCUAUUUCUUUCUCUAUAUGAUAUGAUGAUUUGGAAAUAAGUUCCAAGUGCACCAUGUCUGUAAGAUUGUCAAAAGAUACAGUUUUGACUGGAAGCAGAGGACUUCAAAUUUUGUUAGACAAGGACAUCAAGAUUUCUUUCUUUUCUGAAAUCUAUCUGGAUCUUGAAUUGGGUUAUUUUUAUUUAUUUUACAGUUUUUGGAAAGUUAGAUUCAUGUAAGGUUAAUGAUGAAUUUCCUUUUUGGUGCAUGGAAGCGCAAUAUAGUUUAUGAAUGCAACCA